This is a messenger RNA of Catharus ustulatus (Swainson's thrush), 1192 nucleotides long. RefSeq lists its product as uncharacterized. The coding region runs from base 37 to 1068 and encodes 343 amino acids. The transcript is spliced from 12 exons. Lineage: Eukaryota; Metazoa; Chordata; Aves; Passeriformes; Turdidae. The record is from RefSeq and is a predicted model, not a curated record.
UCUCCAGAUCACUCAGGAUUUUAUCCAGGUGUUUGGAUGCCUUCAGUUCCUCUGACAAGAAGGAUGCGAGACGAAACAGAUAAGAAAUGCCUGGAACCAUCUGAAACCGUGCAGCAAAUGCUGAAGGAAAUGAUGCAGGGAAAACAAGAUGUGGAUGGAGAGGCGGUGCUGAAGGCGGCAUUUCCCGGAGUCUCCAUUGCAGAUUGGGGUCGCGACAUGGAUAAUCUGGAAGCCCUGCUGGAAUAUGGUUUGAAAUUCUUGGAGGAUGUCUUUGCAGCUGAACCCGCUGGGGAAGGUGAUCUUGUGUUCCAACCCACAUCCAGGACUGAGCAUGAGGAAAAUGGUGAGGAAAUGAAACCAGAGGUUGUGCAGAAGGAAGCAUUUCCCAGAGGAAGCAGUGGUUCUGUGCCAGCCUCUGCUGUAGGAAGGGAGGCCAUGACAGGUCAGGCUCCUAGGAAGGCUUCUCCAUUAGCUUGGCUGCAUAAAGGUCUGAAGCCCUUGGAGCCUCCUGCAGGGAUCUCUUUUCCAGCUCCCUUUCUGAGUCGUACACGCAAGCCCAGUUCCCAUCGCAAGGGUCUACCAACAGGAAAGAUCCGAGACACAGUAAACAAGAAAACCCUGGAACCACCCGAAGCCACAGAGCAAAUGCUGAAGGAAGUGCUGCAGGGAAAACAAGUGAUGGACCCAAAGUCUGUGCAGAGGGAGGCAAUUCCCAGAGGAAACAGUGGCUCAGUGCCAGCCUCUACUGCUGGAGGGAAAGCCAUGCCAGGCACAGAAGAUGGGGUUGCUCGGAAGGCUCCUCCCUUUGCCUGGCAGUAUAAAGUUUUGAAGCCCUCAGUACCUCCUGCAGGUAUGUUCUCAGCAUCCCACCAAGGAAUAAUUUUUAGCAACCUGGAAAGAACCAGGUGUCAGAAGAUUCUGGGUCUGUUGAAUUACAGAUGUUUCUGCAAGAAGGACUUCCCCAGCUUCCAUGCUGGAUUCUGCACACAAGCCCAUCAGCCAUCUCAGUGGUCCUCCAACAGAAAUGACGAAACACACGACAGACAAGAAAUCCCUGAGGCCAUUUGAAGUCAUGAAGCAAAUGCUGAAGGAAAUGCUGCAGGGAAAACAAGAUGUGGAUGGAGAGGCGGUGCUGAAGGCGGCAUUUCCCGGAGUCUCCAUUGCAGGAAGGGAGGCCAUGCCAGGCACAGUC